CCACAUACACUGAGUACACUGUAGAAAAGCACCACCACUGGCCCGAAAUCGCACAGUCUAGUGACACAGUCACGAUCACAGGAUGAGAAGCGGUCUGCUUGCCAUCCUGACGGCCGCAGCAUUGCAAGGCUCGGCCUCGCUACGCUUGCAGCAUGCUGUGCAGACAGUACAGACGAAUCUGCCGCCCAAGCUCAAGGGACAAAUCUGCCGCCAUGGCGGAGAUCGUCAUACCGGUGGUGGUGCUCGGCCGCCGCUCCGCUUGCGAGGCGGCGGCGGCGCCUCGGCUACGUCGGCCUCCGCAGCCGAGCUGGCCCGGGCGAGGCUGAUGCUGCUCGUCGCCAAUGCUGGCUUCGGCAGCUACAGUGUGUUGCUGCGCGCGGUGGCGGCGGUGCCAGGCGCAGAGCCGCUCGGCACGCUCUUCAUCACCUUUGUGCGGUACUCGUUCCUCUGCCUCUUCGCCACGGCGACGCGCUCUCUCCGGGCCGUGCAGGCGAGGCGCCGCUUGGCCGAUGGUGGCUCCGCCUCGCUGGCGGCGCCGGCGCCUGGCGCCAGCCUCGCGGCGCUGGAGCUGGGCACCUACUCUGUGUCGUGCGCCCUCCUCUCCGUCUGGGGCACUUGCCGCGACCACGUGUUUUGCCCGCUCGUCUCGCUCCUGCUCGGCGUGGGUGGCUUCGGGCGGCGCACCUGGGGCGCCUGCCUGCUCGCCUUUGGCGCCGCGGCCCUCACGGCGGCCGUCGACUACGCGAGAGGCGGCGGAGGCGAAGGAGGAGGCGGCAGCUUGCCGGGUGCCGUGGCUCUUGUGGCGUCGGCUUGGGCCGAGAUGGGCGGAGACACGGGCGGAGCUGGCCACGACCUCCUCUCUCCCCCCCCCCAAACUCAGGCGCUCAACCUGGCGCGCAUGAUCGGGCACGUGCGGCCGGCGCAGUGGGCGCUGAUGGGCGGCGGCGUCUUCGUCAGCGGCUUCCUCUCGGCGUCGCUCCAGUUCGAGGCCAUGCGCACCAUCUCCGCCGCAAAGUCGCAGCCCUUCGCCGCGCUGCAGCCGCUCUUCGCCGGCUUGUUCGGCGUCGCGCUGCUGAGAGAAGAGGUGUCUCUCGGCACCGCUGUCGGCGGCUUGCUGAUGAUCGGCGCUGCGCUCGUGGCGUGCGGCGACGAGGAGGCGGAGGAGGCCGCGGCGAGCGACGCGGCCGCCAGCGCAGAGGCGGAGGCGGGCGAGAUGCUCGACGAGGUGGUCCACCCGCCCGAGCCGCGGCCCGACCCGCGCGCGCGGAGGCUGCGGCCGACGGGUGCGGUGGCGGCGGUGCUGGCGGUGCGAGCGAUGCGCGAAGUUGCACGCGUCAGCAGGCGGAAGGCGGCGUAG
Molecule: messenger RNA, 1357 nt
Organism: Emiliania huxleyi CCMP1516
Lineage: Eukaryota; Haptophyta; Isochrysidales; Noelaerhabdaceae
Exons: 9
Coding region: 83-1357 (424 amino acids)
Cellular component (GO): membrane
Source: RefSeq, a predicted model, not a curated record